Messenger RNA from Cynara cardunculus var. scolymus (artichoke), 1295 nucleotides. RefSeq names its product transcription factor SPATULA-like. The coding region runs from base 129 to 1190 and encodes 353 amino acids. NCBI's taxonomy places the organism in Eukaryota, Viridiplantae, Streptophyta, Magnoliopsida, Asterales, Asteraceae. Gene Ontology annotation, molecular function: protein dimerization activity. The record is from RefSeq and is a predicted model, not a curated record. The transcript has 8 exons. Gene Ontology annotation, cellular component: nucleus.
CAUCAAUCAUCUAUUACUACCAACUACUUCAAACUCUACUUCCUACUCUACCACCUGUUUGUCUUCACUCCCAAUCACCAUUUCUUCAUCUGUCAAUUCUAAUGUUGUGUUUCUGUGGUAUUUAAUGCAUGCCAUCUCUCCUCUAUAAAAUGGCCAACAUGUGUGACAUACCGGCGACUUGUUCUUCGUCUUCUCCACCGGCAACCACCGAUGAUAUUUCCCUUUUCCUCCGCCAAAUCCUACUUAAAUCAUCAUCAUCUUCUUCUUCUUGGCCGUCUUUUGCUACCAAACAAUUGCAAUGUGAAAUCCCACCACUACAACCAGUUUAUUCAUCCGGGUUACCCGUACCAGAUCGUAUCCCCACCUUCUCUACCUCCAGUGGUGCUUAUUUGCCGGCGAAUGCGGUGGCGUACGUCUCGUCUUCUUCCGUGGGGACGAUAGAUAAUGAUCCGGAUGAAUAUGACUGCGAAAGCGAGGAGGGUUUCGAAAAUUUGAUGGAAGAAAUGGCGGAAAAAUCUAACCCUCCUCGUAAUCCUUCCAAACGAACCAGAGCUGCAGAGGUUCAUAAUUUGUCAGAGAAGAGGAGGAGGAGCCGGAUAAAUGAGAAAAUGAAGGCGUUGCAGAAACUGAUCCCCAAUUCAAAUAAGACGGAUAAGGCUUCCAUGUUGGAUGAAGCCAUUGAAUAUCUCAAGCAGCUUCAGCUCCGAGUACAGAUGUUAACGAUGAGGAAUGGAAUAAACUUGUGUUCAAUGUCUGUACCAUCUGGAGUUAUUCAGCCACGACAACUCCCCCGUUCAAGAAUUGGCUUGAACGAAGGAAACAAACCUGCAGACAUGGCACCACUGAACCAAGAAAUGCACAUGAAUCCCAUGAUCAGCCUCCCAAUGCAUUGCUCCAACCAAAGCCAGCCAUCAAUCCCUGAUUUUUCACAUAUAAUAAAUCCGGGACCUUCAUCCAGACACGAAUCUUCUUUCGGUACUCAACAUGGAUCAUUUGGUUUCCCUAAUCCCCCCACGGAAUUUUGCAGGGAGGGAGUGUUUUCGUGCCACCGGACUGAUAUAAAUAGCAACGAAUCCAAUUCGUUAGUAUCUCAAAUGGGAGGGAAAGCAAAAGCAAGCAGCCAUUCAGCCAAGAAUCUGAGGGGGUUCAGCUCAACUAACGAAUUCACACCAGGGGUUAUGAGGAUGUAAAGAGGUACAAGAAUACCAUGAAUUUGAGCUUUCCUUUAACUCUUGACUUGGUUUUACUUGUACUACUACUAUUAGAAGAACGUUGUGUAUAUAUUUGUUUUGUUA